Molecule: messenger RNA, 3660 nt
Organism: Physcomitrium patens
Lineage: Eukaryota; Viridiplantae; Streptophyta; Bryopsida; Funariales; Funariaceae
Product: scarecrow-like protein 21
Source: RefSeq, a predicted model, not a curated record
UGCACUAAAUUUGGCUCCGACUGCUGGAUGGUGCGUCCAGCCAGUGAGUUCUAGAAUGGGAAGUGCAUCGCGGAAAUUGUGGCCCUUGGUUGAGGGUCCCCGAAGCUAUGGAGACCGAGGCACCCAGACAAGGGUCAAAACGACCUGAGGUCGGGAUAGGUGAAGCAUUUUCGGCUACAUCAAUCCGGGUGUGGACUCAGGUGAAAUAGAGAAGCUCUCAUAGGUUACUUUGUGAGAAUUCUACACGAAUGUUCAGUAGUCAAGUUAUGAAACUGGGAUUGCAAACGGAGAAUCUGACUGUAAUGGAGUGAUUUCAGGAAGAAUGUGUUUUCUGAGUAGCAAGGGGCAUACAGAAGUGAGGAGAAAGGACUGUGAGUUGCGUGAGGGAGUGUUGGUGAAAAGAAUAGCGGAUCUGGGUGCAGAAGUCGCGUAAGGGAUGCUAGGAACUCGGCAGAGUAGAUCGGGUGCCUUAGCUAGGGAAACGUCGCCACUAGCUAGUCAAUUGCAGCAGGCAUGGCUUCAGUCUCAGAUUCAGUCACAGGCGCCAAAGCAUCAGAAAAGGGGGUUCACGACGCUGGGGGAAGACGAUGUUUCUGUGCAAAAUCGAGUAGUUCAGCAGUUCCAUCAGGUAGCGUCGGACCUUUCUUCAAUUGUGGCAGAUCACGCUAACCAUACUGGGUUCCCUAAUGUCGUCGAAAAAGAGGAGUUGUACUUCCACAAGACUAGGCUUGAGAUGCCAGAGUUUCCGAGGAGACCUGAAACCCCACAGCUCGUCUCGUAUUCAAGGAAAGCGGACAAGCCCCAGAAGCCAAGGUCUGGUAAUUUUUUAGAAAGGAGAUCCUCAUCUUAUUCCAGCUUGUCAUCUGCUAGUUCCGGUUCCCUCUCCCCUACUUCUACGGUUAGCUUUGAGUCAGUCCAAUUACAUCAAGAAUUCGAUGCUCCUCUUGAUGUUGCAGAUUAUGCGAUCAGUGGCACUUUAGAUCUUGCCUGUCAAAGCGAACCACUCGUCCGAUUCCUAGAUGGUAUGCUCGCGGAGGACAAUAUGGAUGGGAAGAAGUUCACGUUGCAAGAAGGAUUUGAUUAUCACGCCAUAGCCAAGGAAUUCGACGAUAUUGCUAGGCCAAACUUGGCUUCCGAAUACGGUAGCAGUGAUUUCGCAGACGGGGACUACGACAUGAGUUGGGCAUCCAUGGGGAUCUUGCCAACCGAAGAAGCUGUGGCGGACAAGCUUAUUCAUGCAUACACCUCCAACCUUAACAAGCAUGUCACGGAUGUCUCUGAAAACGUGGAUUCCAGCACAUGGGUCAAUGAGGGUGACGCGUGCACUGACCACUCGGAUCAGUCGUGGGAUUGGUACCUAGAACGUCUUCGGCCAAACCCCACAGGUCGUUCACUAAGUUCGUCCAUUUUCCAGGGUGAUUCCCUCGGCCAAGACAUGUCGCCGGACGCUCUCUCUGCUUUCCCUGCGGUUUGCGUGGACUUGAAGACACUGUUACUCAAGUGCGCGUUUGUCGUGAGUAAAGACGAUGUGAGAACUGCGAAUGAUUUGAUAAGAGAGCUACGGAUGCAUUCAUCAGUUCACGGAACUGCUCUUCAGCGGAUGGCAUACUACUACAUGGAAGCCUUGGUUGCCAAGAUGUCAGGAACAGGUCCACAGCUCUACAUGGCAAUUACUAGCAACACUCCAUCAACUGCGACAAUGUUGAAAGCCCAUCGUUUGUUUGUUGACUACAGCCCUUACAUCAAGGUUACUCACUUUUUCUCCACCAAAACUAUUCUCGAUGCCUUUGAAGGUGCUGAUCGAGUGCAUUUGGUUGAUUACGGAGUCGCGUAUGGAGCACAAUGGCCAUGCCUCAUCCAGCGCCUGUCUCAAAGGAAAGGGGGGCCACCUCACCUGCGCAUUACAUGUAUUGAUCUGCCGCAACCGGGAGGGAAGGUAUCUGCGAGGGUGAAAGAAGUUGGCUGCAGAUUGGCGGAGUUUGCACAACUAUGGGAAGUCCCAUUCGAGUUUAAUGCAUUGGCUGAUAAAUGGGAAUCAAUCACUUCUGCCCACCUGAAUUUGAAUCAGGAUGAGGUGCUGGCGGUAAAUUGCCAGUAUAGACUUCGUAACCUUUUGGACGAAUCAAUAAUGGCUGCUAGCCCUAGAAAACUCCUGCUUGAAAAGAUCCGAUUUAUGAAUCCUAAGGUAUUCAUUAUGUUGACCGUGAAUGCGAACUAUAACGCACCCUUCUUCAUGACCCGUUUUAGAGAAAGCAUGAAAUAUUAUUUCACGAUGUUUGAUGCCAUGGAAGUAUCGAUGCCCGCGAAUGACCCGGAUCGAGUGAUCCUCGAGAGGGAGUUUUACGGACGAGAAAUUCUCAACAUCGUUGCGUGUGAAGGAGUGGAAAGAGUGGAGCGUGCCGAGCCGUAUAGACAAUGGCAGACUCUCACGCAGCGAGCUGGGUUCACACAAAAGCCAUUGUCACCCAUCAUCGCCUCUAAAAUCAAGGCCAUGAUGGGAUCAUAUCACAAAGACUACGGCGUCGGAGAAGACGGCAGCUGGUUCCUCAUGGGAUGGAAGAACCAAAUCGUGCGUGCGAUGACAGUGUGGGAGCCCACAUCAGCGACAACAGUCACCUAGAGUCCACCCCCCAUGCUGUUAUGAACGUCACCACGAUUCCAGCCUUCUCACGAUGGUGACCACCUCACUACUGGUUCACAGAACCGUUUUUUCCCCUAUUAAGAUUGGCGGAGGAUCAAUAAGUCAUCCCUUUGAGAAAGAGAACAUCUUCUAGCUGCAAACCUCACGGGAGGCCUCUCCACGACCUGAUUGUUGAAUCCAUCGACGACGACACCCCCUCCCACCCCAGUGUUGCGAAAGAAGGCCAUCUUUCUCCCCAUCCUCCGCCUCUCUCCUGCAGCAGCUUAAAGAAUCUGUACAUUGCGUCGACAUCUCUAGAGCAUGGUCCGGCACCUCGAUCGUUUCAGACGAUCGUCGGUGAAGAAGAGACUGGUUAAGGGAGGAGGCUCAGCCUCACAAUAGCACCAGGGGUUGUUGAGCCUUGUUUUCCACCAUCUAUGCUGGUUCCGGCAAGUUAACCCACAUGUGACGCAUCCAGCACGAUCAGCUUCCGAUGCACCAACGCAUGGGAUUCAAGCAAUCUGCGCUUGUCAGUCGGUGCUGUGAUGGUUGCAGCGGCGCCGACUCCUCCUCUAGGCUCUACGUUACCCCUGCACCAUGUGGGUAUUUGUAUUUUUACCGAGUGUUCGGCGUCUCAUCCACAUCGAUGGAAGUUUUGCAACGUAGGCUAGAAGUUGUGGCAUCAUGGCAGACGAUGAUGAUGUAUCCACAGAAUCCCUUGUCUUGUCCACAAAUCACUAGAUUUUCUAAUCUGAGUACACGGCGAUGUUUGUGUGAUUUGUGGUUUCUUCGUGUUACCACCCCGGCAACCGGGAACUGCACUUCACUUUCUAGAUUAAUCCUGUUUAUGACAACACGAUGUUUGCAGUUUGGUUGUUUUUCUUUUUUUGUAUUAUUGUUGUGGAUACUUUUGUGUUAAAAGAUGGGAUGUCUUAGGUAUGGACGACGAGGCCGAUUCUAACCUGUAUGAAGUAUGAACUGAAAUGAGAGACAUGGCUCUCUCACAUGCUCUUGAAACUAAAAAAAUACAGUUUAUAUAA